Helicoverpa armigera (cotton bollworm) is the source of this 1084-nucleotide messenger RNA. RefSeq lists its product as uncharacterized. The record is from RefSeq and is a predicted model, not a curated record. The coding region runs from base 80 to 1000 and encodes 306 amino acids. NCBI's taxonomy places the organism in Eukaryota, Metazoa, Arthropoda, Insecta, Lepidoptera, Noctuidae. The transcript has 7 exons. Gene Ontology annotation, molecular function: protein binding.
CGUCUAUGGUUAAAGCAUUUCGCGCUUAAAUUUUUUUACGGCGUCGCGUCGGUCAGUUUGAUAUUUGAGUAAAAUCGAAAUGUUUUACAAUAAAGACGUUAUGAACAGUAAAAAGUUUGCUAACUUGUGGAAAUUAGCCCACGGGCUCAACGUUUCAGAUGAAGAACUCGAAAAAGGAAAUCUAACUGAUAUUUGUGAAGAGCUGGACUCCAAGAUAAAGAGUGAAUCAAAUAAUCCUCAUAGAAGACUGUCAUUGAGAACGUCAGCCCAUCUCCUCGCAGGGAGCGCUAAUAUGUACAAACGUAAAGUUGAUCAGUUGUUUGAAGAUAUGAACAAACUUAAUGAAGAUCUCACAUGGCGUCGUAAGAGAACAUACAAUUCGAGUAGCUCGGAAAGCACCAGUUCUUCAAAAUCGGUAACAGUGCCUGAACAAAUGAAACGAGCAAAUACCAUCAUACCAAGUUUUGGCAGCUUGGAAGGUUCUUCAGAAUCUGUAGAUGUUCCUGAAGAAAUGAGACGAGCUACAACUACCGAAUUUGACACCUCAUUUUCACCAGCAAAGAAAAAGAAAUUUGAUAAGUUAAGUAAACGUAAUACACCAGAAAAUAUUACUAGGAGCAAAACGUCAACAGAUAUUUCGUCAGCGGAUAGAGGAACCGGUGAAGAAUUUCAAGAAAAUAGUGAAGCUUCUAGCUCCAAUGAUAUUCAUCUUUCGGAACCUGAAAAUGUUGAGAGACCUGAAAGGAGACGCGAACUUAAUGUUGAUAAUAUCGUGGAAGAAUCAACACAAAUGCGAAGUCCUACGAUGAUUGACAAGGGAACUCAAACUGCUACCACAUUAGUCCCUGGAAGAACCUCAAAUAGAACUAGUUUUUCAGCUGACGGGUUUAGACAAAACCUACCUUUUGCUUACAUCGUAAUACACGAUAAUAUAGCGGACAGAGUUCCCAGUAAAAUCAUUAUUUCUUCAAUUAGUUACAAUUUGAACUCCAACCAUUAAUUCAUCUGUAAAAAAAUAAGUUUAAUAAAUCAGUUUUAUGAUCAGAUUUGCGAAAUUAUAUGCAUUUUGUUUUGGAAUAAUUCU